This is a messenger RNA of Dendrobium catenatum, 1789 nucleotides long. RefSeq lists its product as uncharacterized. Bases 143 to 1243 code for a protein of 366 amino acids. Lineage: Eukaryota; Viridiplantae; Streptophyta; Magnoliopsida; Asparagales; Orchidaceae. Gene Ontology annotation, molecular function: 3'-5' exonuclease activity; nucleic acid binding. The record is from RefSeq and is a predicted model, not a curated record. Gene Ontology annotation, cellular component: nucleus. Gene Ontology annotation, biological process: rRNA processing. The transcript is spliced from 7 exons.
UGUUGGUCGGUAGCUAGCCGAAGCAAACAAAAACCUCAUCAGCUCUUGUUCGGGUGGUUCGUUCCCUCUCCGCCGCUCCCUCAAUCACCGAAGUGAACAUCGCCGGCACUCCGGUUCCCUCGCCGAAGCUUGCGGGAGUUUGAUGGAGACGAUGGCCGCAAUUCCAAAUUCAGAGUCUCGGAUUAUUCGGCACAAAUGCUCUGCAUGCUUCAAGCAAUAUAACAAGAAGGAGCACCUUAUUGAGCAUAUGAAGGCCUCUUACCAUUCUGCGCAUCAGCCCAAGUGUGUGGUCUGUAAAAAAUAUUGCAAGACAUUGGAGUCAGUGAGGGAGCAUCUUACAGGUCCACUUGCCAAGAAUAACUGUGCUUGCAUCUUUGCAAGUUUGGGUUGCAAUGUUUGCCUUAAAAUGUUCAAUGGUUCGGAUGAUUUAAUUGCUCAUAGAAGCACUUGUUGCUUGGAUCCUGCUUCUUUUCCUGGACUUGAGAAUAUGUAUGUAGAUCAUGGUGUACGACAUGAAAUGGAAUUUGAUGAUAGAGUUCCUAAAGUGAUUGCUUUGGACUGUGAAAUGGUUGGUGGUGGAAGUGAUGGGUCACUUGAUGUCUGUGCUCGUGUCUGUCUCAUUGAUUUAAACGAGGAUGUGAUAUUUCAUUCAUAUGUGAAGCCUAUAAUUCCAGUUACUGAUUACAGAUAUGAAACAACUGGUAUAAGUGAAGAUUAUUUAGUUAAUGCAAUGCCGAUUGGAGAAGUUCAAAAGAAAGUUUUGGAGAUAUUGUACAAUGGAGAAGAAUCAAUUUCCAGAAUUCGUUUGUAUGGAGGAAAAGCUUGCCUACUUGUUGGUCAUAGCUUAGAUAAUGAUCUGGAUUGCUUAAGAAUAAAUUAUCCCGACCAUUUGAUAAGGGAUUCAGCUAAAUAUGUGCCUCUUUUAAAAACAAACUUGGUCAGUCAUUCGCUGAAGUACCUAACAAGAACUUAUCUUGGGUAUGAGAUACAAUCUGGAGCGCAUGAUCCUUAUGAAGAUUGUGUUGCUGCAUUGAGGUUGUAUAAGAGACUGCGCUCCCAGGAGCAUCCAAGUAGUGAAGUUGUGAUGCAUGAAAACGGUGGAGAGCCGUAUGAAUUUGAGAAAAGAAAUAAUUUUGAUUUGCUGAGGGUGGAUGAGCUCCUAAAGAAAUCCCCAGAUGAACUCCUCAUGAUGUCAACUUCAAAUUAUAGGUGUUGGUGUUUGGAUGGUGGAGUACUCUGCUGAUUCCGUUAUACGAUUAUUAUUCAAUUUCUGCAAUUUUUUAAAUAGAAGAUAGGGAUGGGGAGGCAGAGUCUCUGAUGCCAGCCCGGUAAUCUGCAAAAAACAAUUUUUUUGGGACACUUAGCAAGGAGAUUACUGUAGCAGAAGUGGUGUAGCAAUAGCAGCGGUGCUGUAGCAACCACUGUAGGAGGUGAACUGUUUUGAAUUUUCCUGAUUCUUCAGGCGAUUUUCUCCGGGCGGAGGAAUCUAAGAUUUGAUUAAAUCUAAUACACAAUUGCAUGUAAAUAUGUAGUUAACUCCUAUUUCUUCCCAUACCUGAGCCUGUAAGGGUGAAAGAAAACUUGCUGGGUCGCAGGGUGCCAGAAGCAAAAUAGAGAAAUAAAAGAAGAAAAGGAAGAAGGAAAAGAAAAGAAAGAAAAAUGAUGGAAAAAGAGAUGCAAAGAUAAGGAAGGAAGGAGAAGGAAAUGAAGAAAAGCUGUUUACAAAAUAUUGAAGUUUUGAAGAAAGAGAAAUAAGAAAGUUCGGCACAAGGAGGACCUACUUCAUCAG